ACUAGCAAUAGGGACGGGACGUAAGGGCAGCUGCCACCGGGGAGCUUGCGCAGUGAAGCCGCCCGCCCUUUCCGCCCUGCCCGCCUCCCCUCUGGCCCCGAUGGCGGCGGGCGGCCCCGAGGCGGCCCAGCAGCAAAUUGAUGAAAUUGAAGCCCUGUCAUCCAUAUAUGGUGAAGACUGGUGUGUGGUUGAUGAAGAUGAAAAAAUCUAUUGCAUUAAGAUUAGUGACUGUCUGGACCAGCCAAAGUGGACGCUCUGUCUGCAGGUGAUUUUGCCUCCAGGAUAUCCAACUGCAGAGCCACCUAUUUAUCAGCUAAAUGCUCCUUGGCUUCGAGGAGAGGAGUACACAGAACUAGCAAAUAGCUUGGAAGAAAUAUAUAUACAGAACCUUGGUGAAAGUAUUCUUUAUUUAUGGGUGGAGAAGAUACGGGAAGUUCUGGUAGAAAAGGCACAGUCAGCAGAUCCAGAACCAGAUAUUAAGAAAACCAGUGAAGAAGUUGACGAAGAUAAUGGAGAUGAUUUUCUCAUAGACUAUCAGCCUGUUCAGGAAGAUCCAGUUAAAUUGUUAAAUUAUAUCACCUCUGAAAGUCAAGAAGUAGAUGAAGAGCUGCCAUCCAUACAUCAUGGAAACCCACUCACAGAUAGAAGGAGUACUUUCCAGGCACAUCUGGCUCCUGUGGUGACAACCAGACAAGUAAAGAGAGUUCUUGAAAAAUUAUAUGAGAAUAAGAAAAUUGCAAGUGCCACCCACAACAUAUAUGCAUACAGAAUAUACUGCGAAGAUAAGCAGACAUUCUUACAAGACUGUGAAGAUGAUGGGGAAACAGCAGCAGGUGGACGUCUUCUUCAUCUUAUGCAGGUGAUUGCUUACUCAGAAGUCAGAGAACAGACUGUUGUAUACAUGUAAUGAAUUGGAUUUUCCAAGUCUUGGAUCAUAAAGAUUCCUAUGCUUCCUAUAUGGUGUAAGAUGGAUAGAAAAUGAAGACUGGAAUGAGCUGAUUGACACAACCUUUACUUCAAUUUCCUUGAAUAUUUGUAACAUAAAAAGACACUUCUAUUUGAACUUGCAGAGUAAAGCUUCAAAUGCAAAAGGGAAUGGGAGUGAAGCAGUUAAGUUGUUCUAACCAUUGUAUGUAUUUCUUUGUGCUGUUUCCAGGUCUGACUCUUUAGCCCUCGUAUUUGCAUAUAUUUUAGUUUUCAGAUGUGGAACUAAUAUUCCCUCUACAAAGUUACUACUAAAUGUACAUUGAUAAAUUUUGAUUAGCUGGCAUGAUAGAGCCCCUUGUAAAGCCAUAAGUAAAAUACCAUAACUACAGGGAACAGCUGGAUACAGUUUAUGCCUCAAGUCACUUAACUAUAUCAGAACACUAA
This is a messenger RNA of Cygnus olor (mute swan), 1371 nucleotides long. RefSeq names its product impact RWD domain protein (gene IMPACT). The record is from RefSeq and is a predicted model, not a curated record. Gene Ontology annotation, cellular component: cytoplasm. Gene Ontology annotation, molecular function: protein binding. Gene Ontology annotation, biological process: regulation of translational initiation. The transcript has 10 exons. The coding region runs from base 101 to 907 and encodes 268 amino acids. Lineage: Eukaryota; Metazoa; Chordata; Aves; Anseriformes; Anatidae.